ACGUGCAGUCUGUGGGCUGAGGAGUUGGCGCAUGCGCGGUGGGGCGCUGUGUUAGCACGCAGUCCGGCGCUGUAAAUGGAGUCGGGCGCUCAGGGUGACGCGGGAAAGCACGCGCUAUUCGUGUGUUAGAGGUGCGGGGUGAAAACGCUGUCCGUGGGAGUUCGUGGGUUGACAUGGAAUAGGUUUAGGCCUCGUAGUGUGGGUUUUUCCUCGCGUGGAUAGUUUGUCAGAACGCUACAGCAAACGUGGGCUCGGGCUCCUCGUUCCCACAGAGGCCUGGCUUUAGCCUAGCUUAGCUUAGUAUCCGGUCAUUAGCAAACAGUUUGUACAGACUACUGGUUUUUUUCUGCUGAAGGCCAAAACGCACAGACAUGACAGACGCCGUUGCAAUGCAGCAAAUGUUGGACAGGAGUUGCUGGGUGUGUUUCGCCACAGAUGAAGAUGAUCGCACUGCCGAGUGGGUGCGGCCGUGCCGAUGCCGUGGCUCCACCAAGUGGGUGCAUCAAACCUGCCUGCAACGCUGGGUGGAUGAAAAGCAGCGGGGCAACAGCACAGCACGUGUGGCCUGUCCUCAGUGCAACGCCGAGUACCUCAUUGUAUUCCCCAAACUGGGGCCCAUUGUGUACGUGCUGGACCUGGCAGACAGACUUAUCUCCAAGGCAUGCCCGUUUGCUGCAGCUGGCAUCAUGGUGGGCUCCAUCUACUGGACUGCGGUAACAUAUGGAGCCGUCACAGUGAUGCAGGUGGUUGGUCAUAAGGAGGGACUGGACGUGAUGGAGAGAGCUGAUCCACUGUUCCUUCUUAUUGGACUGCCCACUAUCCCAGUUAUGCUCAUUCUGGGAAAGAUGAUACGCUGGGAGGACUAUGUGCUGCGUCUGUGGAGAAAAUAUUCCAACAAGCUGCAGAUCCUCAACAGCAUCUUCCCAGGGAUUGGUUGUCCAGUUCCCAGAAUUCCUGCUGAGGCAAGUCCCUUAGCCGAUCAUGUAUCGGCCACUCGGAUCCUGUGCGGAGCGCUGGUGUUCCCCACCAUCGCCACCAUCGUGGGCAAGCUCAUGUUCAGCCGCGUCAACUCCAACCUGCAGAGGACCAUCCUGGGUGGCAUCGCGUUCGUGGCCAUUAAAGGUGCGUUUAAGGUCUACUUCAAACAGCAGCAGUACCUCCGCCAAGCCCAUCGCAAGAUCCUCGACUUCCCCGAGCCGGAGGAGGCCUGAGAGGCCAAAGCAAAUGUCCACAGCCCUUUACAGACUUUUGAGACAUCAAAGAGACCUCCAUGCCAUCUGCAAAAUGUUUGUGUGUGUGUGUGUGUGUGUGUGUGUGUGUGUGUGUGUGUGUGUGUGCGCAUGCUGCAGAGCAGAUUCAGAUGAGUGUUGCUGGAACAGGCUUUCUCCCAGCUGCUACGACGUGAGGAAUGUGUAUGAGAGAGGAGAGGAGUGGACAGAGUGGUGGACGAUGAUUAAUGUAAGCUGUUCAGUCGUGUCUCUCCCUGACAAUGUGAUUGUUUUUUUGUUUUGUUUUUUUCCUCUCCUUUCUCAACAUGUACAAGAUCCAGACGACUUCCUCUCCGCUGUUUUAAUCAGAGCUGGGCCAGGUUCCUUCUUCUCUGUAUUUUAUAGGUUGUGGUAUUUUUAAAUGAAGAGUAGGACACGUGAAAUUCUAAAAGAGUUUUAUGUAAAUGACUGAUUUUAUAAACACUACUCUGCUGGUAGGAUCCAAAAUCUUGCCUUUUGGUGACUGUUCUUUCACACUUUAACUAAUCAGUGACUCUGCUGUAGAACUGUGUACUUGUAAUAAUGCUCAGCAUGCAUUGCAUUUUAAUGGGGUUGUGGCUGCACACUGAGGCUGGUGUAAAACUGCAAUCUUUUCAGAUUACAUUAGUAUUAACGUGCAUCCAGAACCCUGUCUCAGACGCAAAAUAAUGCGAGGUGCUAUGAGAGCUGGAGUAUCUACACUAUGACUAAUGUAAAAUCUUUCUUCAAGCUUAAAAAGCCUCCAUCAGUUUGGUACGAUGAGGAAAAUGCGGAUUUACUCAUCUAUUUUGGUACUCGAGAGACCCGAGAGACCACACAAAAAGGGGUGCGGUGUAAGAUUGCUCACCCCAAAAAGCUUUAUUUUCUUAAGAAUAAUUUGCUUGAAGUUCAGAUAUAAGAUGUGAUUUAGAGCACCACCAAGCUGACUCAUUUCUGGUGUUGUUUGAUGACCUAAAAAUGGCCCCCAGUGAAUGACGACUAUGAUGUGCAUCACGGUGCGGUUUGGAAAAAUAUCAAGCUCCCAGAAAAGCCUUUGCCUCUGAUGUAUGGACUUUUUUUUUUUUUUUUUCGCACGCUACAUCACUGUUCCGAUCUUUCAGAUCCUGACUACUCUGAGCUGGAAGUGGUGAAUCCAGUUCUCCAUGGUACAUCUGAAACAAAAGCUCUCCCUCUGAUGUGAAGAAUUGUCUGCUGGAUUUUUCUCCAGGGGAAGGAGGAAUAAAUAUGAAAUGCACUUCUGCAGUUUAGUUCAGGAAAUGUGGCCUGAAUUCAUUCGAAUACUGAAAAUUGGGAAUUAGGACCGUGUCUGAUAAGUAACUUCUUGUCCUUGUAAUUGAUAUUUGUAUAAAAUCUGAUUGGAACAGAGGAAGUGUUGCUACAGCUAUCAGUGUAUUUCAUAAAUUAUAUUUCUUUUUUUUUUUUUUUGGGACAAACAGCAUGCCAAUAAAUGACCACCCUGUGCUUUUAAAACCUGCUGCAGUCAUUUCACUCCUGAAUACUGAGUAGCUGCUUUGGCAGGUUUUAAUAUUAAAAAGUUACAGCACUUAUACAAUUAACUAAUUUAAUUUAGAAAAUAUUAAUCUACUUAGAAAACAAGAGUUUAAUCAAAGCCACUGGAGUAUCUUAACCCAGCCGCUUGCCAUUUAAUCACUGUGUCUGACGUGUUCUUGGAACAAGUUAGUAAUGAUAAACGCCAAACACCAAGCAGUGAUGUAUAAAUGUAUGACUUGUAUAUAAAGAUACAGCUUAUGGAUUUAUGUUCAUUUGUGAAUAAAUGUAUUUUUCCAAUGGU
Molecule: messenger RNA, 3039 nt
Organism: Silurus meridionalis
Lineage: Eukaryota; Metazoa; Chordata; Actinopteri; Siluriformes; Siluridae
Gene: marchf5
Product: membrane-associated ring finger (C3HC4) 5
Exons: 6
Coding region: 372-1211 (279 amino acids)
Molecular function (GO): zinc ion binding
Source: RefSeq, a predicted model, not a curated record